ACGAGGGUCGAAACGCAGCGCGCCUAUUGGCAGAGAGCACCGGUGAUUGACGUGAGCAGGCCCCGCCCCUCUUCUGCCCUGGUUAUUGGCACUUUAACGAAUCCCGGCCACUGCCUCGGUGUCCGUGCGCGUUGACAGACCGAUGAGACUGUUUUAAAUAGACUGUCGCUUCGUUUUCAGCGUCUUUGUCACAUCGGCAGUUUUAAUUACUCACUGAAGUGGACUAUUCGGACUCAAGGAAUGCUAGAUUAAGUGCUGUUGCAAGUGCACUUCUGGUGAACUUCUCUUUCUCGGCCAAUCUGUCUUCUCGGUUUGUAACCAUGGCUGAGAAACGACGGUCCCCGUGUACUAUGAGCCUCAAAGCGCACGCAUUUUCGGUAGAAGCGCUUAUUGGCACGGAGAAAAAAAGAAAGCUGGAGGAGGACAACGAAAAUUGUUUUGAGGAGGUAAACGAGGAGUCGAGCCUGACAGAAAGUCCGCAACCCCAGACUAGGAGAACUUGUCCCAGCACCAGGAGUUGCGAGAUAGACUGCGUAAGCGACGAAUCCCCUGAGUCUGAGGACGUGUUGUUGGAUAGCCCACAACCUGCGCAGCUCCUCGCGCAAUCGGGCACGAGCUCCGGAGAGGAGAUGCGCGUGGAUUUGCAGGGCUCAGACUUAUGGAAGCGAUUCCACGAGAUAGGAACUGAAAUGAUCAUCACCAAAGCCGGCAGGCGAAUGUUUCCCGCGAUGAGGGUUAAGAUUGUGGGACUGGAUCCUCAUCAACAGUAUUAUAUUGCUAUGGAUAUUGUUCCUGUCGACAACAAACGGUACAGGUACGUGUAUCAUAGCUCGAAGUGGAUGGUAGCGGGUAACGCCGACUCUCCUGUCCCUCCACGCGUCUACAUCCAUCCGGAUUCGCCUGCUUCCGGUGAGACGUGGAUGCGCCAGGUUAUAAGCUUCGACAAACUCAAACUGACCAAUAACGAGCUCGACGACCAAGGCCAUAUCAUUCUGCACUCCAUGCACAAGUACCAGCCCCGUGUCCACGUCAUCCGUAAGGAGUGCGGUGAAGAACUCUCGCCGGUUAAGGCGGUUCCCACUGGGGACGGUGUCAAAGCAUUCUCUUUCCCCGAAACUGUCUUCACAACGGUGACUGCAUACCAAAACCAACAGAUAACAAGACUGAAGAUCGACAGGAAUCCAUUUGCAAAAGGAUUCAGAGACUCAGGAAGAAAUAGGAUGGGACUAGAGGCUCUGGUUGAGUCGUAUGCGUUCUGGCGGCCCUCACUGAGAACUCUGACAUUUGAGGAAUUCCCUGGAAUCACUAAACAAGGUGCAGCUGGUUCUCACGGUGUUGUUGGGUCUUCAGCACACACACAUCUGCUGUCCUCGUCCUCAUGCUCUUCCCCUACAUUCCACCUGGGUUCCGGGGCAGGGCCAGUGUGCGAUUACUCCACCUGCAGUCGAACAAGCCACCCUCUCCACCGCUACGCCCCUCCCCUCUCCGCAGACUCCUACAGUCGACUGGCCAGCCCUACAGCAGAUGCCUUUUCAACUAAUCGGAGCUCUACGUAUAUGAGCGGGACCGAAGGUGAAGCGUUCUCGUGCACACAGAGUGGCCUGCCAAUCCAGAUCCACAGCAUGCCAAGCACAACCUCCCAGCUGCAGUACCUCAUGCCCAGCCAUACCCAUAAUGCGUUUUCCACCAACCAAAGCACACAGGGAUCCUAUAAUGGGUUCCGCCUGCACAGCCCUUAUGGCCUCUAUGGUUACAACUUCUCCACUUCUCCCCGCUUGGCCACCAGCCCUGAAAAGGCAGCCGCCACGCAAAGUUCAUUCCUUGGCUCCUCCCCUAGCGGGACGCUGACGGACAGGCAGGUUCUAUCCACUGUGGACGGUCUGCACAUGCUCAGUAGUGGUCAACAGAAUCUUUUUGACUCACGGACUUUGGGGCUGACAAGCUCCACCUCCCAGGUGACAGCCCACAUGUCUUGACCUGUGACCCAAAAACUUUGACGGACUACCAAACUCAGCUAAGAAUGUUUUCUUUGA
Molecule: messenger RNA, 2033 nt
Organism: Rhinichthys klamathensis goyatoka
Lineage: Eukaryota; Metazoa; Chordata; Actinopteri; Cypriniformes; Leuciscidae
Gene: tbx18
Product: T-box transcription factor 18
Exons: 8
Coding region: 321-1976 (551 amino acids)
Biological process (GO): regulation of transcription by RNA polymerase II; cell fate specification; morphogenesis of embryonic epithelium
Cellular component (GO): nucleus
Molecular function (GO): RNA polymerase II cis-regulatory region sequence-specific DNA binding; DNA-binding transcription factor activity, RNA polymerase II-specific
Source: RefSeq, a predicted model, not a curated record